Peronospora farinosa is the source of this 912-nucleotide messenger RNA. The record is from the annotation of a GenBank genome assembly. NCBI's taxonomy places the organism in Eukaryota, Oomycota, Peronosporomycetes, Peronosporales, Peronosporaceae.
AUGCCGUCCGUGACCGAGACCAAUUACACGACGCCAAGCUUCGAGCAGCUACGUAAUGCGCUAUUGGAUCUAUCAGAGCCUACAGGUAAACGCACGCGUGCCAUCUUCUAUCUGCGCUCUCGUGGCAGCGUGAAGGACCUUCAGGUUUUGCUGACGGCGCUGCUAAAUCGCGAGGAUUCGGAGCUCAUGCGGCACGAGUUGGCCUACGUGAUUGGUCAGUUCCGGAUGGAGGAGGCUUGUGAGACGCUGCAACAGGUGCUAAUGGAUGAGUCAGAUGACGAUAUGGUCCGCCACGAGGCCGCUGAGGCUCUUGGUGCCAUCGGUGCGGCCCAGUCGCUACCGGUGCUUGAGAAGUUUAGUGCCGACCAAGCACCCGAAGUAUCGGAUACUUGCAAGUUGGCCGCUAGUUUGAUAAAAUAUAAGCUGGCCAAGGCCAAGGGCGAGAUCGUUGAGGAAGAGGUGGACCGCAAUCCGUACCUAUCAGAAGACCCUGCCCCUGCUGCAGAGAAGAACGUAGAAACCGCCGAGUUACGAAACAUUCUACUCGACCACGACGGAGAUAUGUUUGCAAAGUAUCGAGCCAUGUUCUCACUGCGAAACCGCAAUACGGACGAGGCGGCGCUGGCUCUUGCCGAGGCGUUCGCAGAUCCGAAUGAUCUGUUCAAGCACGAGAUCGCUUACGUCAUGGGCCAGAUGGAGAACCCCGUCCUCGUGCCAGCACUCAAGAAGGUGUUGUUGGACGAAACGCAGCACCGAAUGGUGCGUCACGAGGCCGCUGAGGCACUGGGAGCGAUUGGAACUACCGAGUGUGAGGACAUUCUUAGAAACCAUCUCAAGGACGAAGUCCCUGUGGUGCGGGAGAGUUGCGUCGUGGCGCUGGACAUUAUGGACUACUGGGCGCCUACCAAGUAA